GUCAAGUAUUAGUGAUGCUAACUCUUGAAGCUACUUCGACUUUUCUCUCUGUAUGCACACGGCACGUCCUGGUACGCUGCGCACAGUACUCAAGUCCAACCCGUUGUACGUAACACGCUCUCAGUAUCGGAAAGACUGUCUAAUUAAGAUGGCGUACUUAGGUACCGUGUGCAGAGGUUUCAUCCUCAUUCUCAUCCUUUCAAACUUUUUGACGAUCUCAGGGGCGACGUCGACGAGAGAAUCGAGGGAUACACACGAGCAUGACCAUGACCACGAGCAUGACCAUGACCACGAACAUGAACACGAGCACGACCAUGAGGACUUUGUGGAAAUUGGAAAUUAUCUUUUGGAAGCCGAGCUUGCCGAACUGAGAGAGGAAUUCGACUUUUCGCACAAUCUGGAGCAGAACAUUUCUUAUUCCCAAGUUCUUUCUUUGGUCGAAAUAGUUUUCGGGCGAAUCGAUUGUGAACAUCGGGUAGAGAACUGCACAAAGUGUCAGAAUGAUUUUACAGAAGAUGUCUUCUCAACCAUGGGGAUCGAUGUCGACCACGGGUUCGACGAGGCCACAUUCCUCCACGUCAGCCCCAUCCUCCUAUACGGGACCUACGAGAUGGUUUCCGUCUGCCACGCCGGCCCGGGUGGGACCGACCUCACCGAGAGCGUGGUCAUGACGUCACUUAUGACCACGGCGCCUGAUUCUUCGAACGCGACUUUGAGCGAGGUUGACCUAGAAAUGAUUCUGAACACAAUACGUGAGAAUUAUACAGCAACGACCAUGGCCACGUGCUUCAACGUCGAAUCCGUAUUCGAGGAAAACGUGGCUGACCACGAGACAGGGGCUAACGACCACGAGACGCACCACAUCGCCCAGGUCGUGAUCAACGGACUCCUUCAUGGUCAUUGCAUAGGAGAGCCUUCGAUGCCGUCGACCGCGGCGUUCACCGAAUAUAUAUUCGACAUAUAUGGAACGUCAGGGGUCAUCCCAGAGGAAGAGUUCAUUCAUAUAAUGAUGGAUCUGGGUAUCGGUGAGCAUGCAGGCCACGAUCAUGACCACGACCAUGAGCACGACCACGCCCGUAGGAGAAGGGACAUCGUGGCAGCUGAUGACCAUAACCACGAUCAUGAUCAUGGCCAUGAUCAUGAUCUCGAUCACACCCGAAAGAGGAGGGAAGCCAUAGCAGCUGAUGACCAUGACCACGACCAUCCUGGUCACGAUCAUGACCACGAUCACACCCGAAAGAGGAGGGAAGCCAUGGCAGCUGAUGACCAUGAUCACGACCACCCUGGUAACGAUCAUGACCACGAUCACACCCGAAAGAGGAGGGAGGCCAUGUCAGCUGAUGACCAUGAUCACGACCAUCCAGGACACGAUCAUGACCACGAUCACACCCGUAAGAGGAGGGAAGCCAUGGCAGCUGAUGACCAUGAUCACGACCACCCUGGUCACGAUCAUGACCACGAUCACACCCGAAAGAGGAGGGAAGCCAUGGCAGCUGAUGACCAUGAUCACGACCAUCCUGGUCACGAUCAUGACCACGAUCACACCCGAAAGAGGAGGGAAGCCAUGUCAGCUGAUGACCAUGAUCACGACCAUCCAGGACACGAUCAUGAUCACGAUCACACCCGAAAGAGGAGGGAAGCCAUGGCAGCUGAUGACCAUGAUCACGACCAUCCUGGUCACGAUCAUGACCACGAUCACACCCGUAGGAGGAGAGAUGUCAUGUCAACGGGCUUGAAGAGAAGGAGCAUUAAGAAACGAGCUACGGUAAUGGCUGAUGAUGGCCACAACCAUGAUGGCCACGAUCAUGAUCAUCAUAAUCACUCGCACGUACCGGAUGUUGCAACGACAUGUUUUUCAAGUGAGGAACUUCUCGACAUCUACGGCAUCGAUCACGAGGCGGGGCUUACCCAAGAACAGUUCAACGCACUGUCUCCAUCACUGGUGCAACAAAUUUUGAGUGGCGCAUGCGCAGAGACCACAGUCACUGAGCCGUCUGAAAUACCCAUAGCUCAAGUGUGGGGAUAUGGCACUUUGGCCGUGUUAAUCAUCAGUUUAUCCUCGGUCCUUGGUGGCCUGUUCAUACCGUGUAUGUCGGACUCGUUCUACGACAAAACCAUACAGACCAUGAUCGCAUUGGCCGUGGCGACAUUGACUGGUGAUGCUAUCUUGCAUCUUCUCCCACAGGCUGUAGGACUACACUCACACGACCACGGCGAGGGAGAGGGUGCACAUAAACCAACCGAUCCUGAGAUGGCCUAUAUCUGGAAGUGUCUGGUUGUGGAGAUGGCUCUGUAUGUGUUCUUCGUCUUCGAGCAAACGACUACUUUCUUGGGGAUCUUCGGACACUCACACAACCAGUCAGUAGAGGACAUGGAGAUGACAAUCAACGGGCAACGUCGGCGUAGCUUGUCCACUCGGAAUUCCUUCAUCAAGAACGGUUCGCCGGUGAACGGUACGGCUUUCACCCAACCGACUAUCACCGAGUCAAAAACUGAUCUGGCAAACCACGAGGAAAAACUUGACGAAGCUGUUGAAAUUCCAACUGCAGAAACUAAUUGCUGCGUAGAAGGUUGCAAUCCUGUUGCUAUGAUGAUAAUCUUCGGCGAUGCGUUGCAUAACUUUGGAGACGGACUGGCUAUCGGUGCUGCCUUCUCACUCAGUCUCGCUGCUGGACUUUCAACAAGCGUAGCUGUCCUCUGCCACGAGCUUCCGCACGAACUAGGUGAUUUGGCCGUCCUCAUAAAGCAAGGAAUGCGGCUCCGCACGGCGCUCCUCCUGAACAUGCUCUGCGCUUGUACGGCUUUCCUCGGAUUGUGGGUCGGAAUACCACUUGGACAAACUGAUGUUGCCCGAGAGUGGAUCUUCGCUGCAGUGGCAGGCAUGUUCCUCUACGUUGGACUCGUUGACAUGCUUCCUAUAUUACUAAACUACGAAGGAAAGAGCAACAAGGGCACCGUGGCAAUCUUGCAGAAUAUAGGCUUCUUAUUGGGCAUUGGAAUCAUCCUGAUCAUUGCUCUUUAUGAAGACUCCAUCUCAUUCGCUCUUUAGAAAUAAACAGGAUCAGAGGGUUCCAUGACAUUUGCUCCGGCGACUAUUGCUCCGAUGGAAAAUCUGCACGCUUAAUAUGAAAAACAAAAACAAAGCCUUACCAUCAAAAACCAAGUAAACACUAAUCACAUGUAUUCUGAACCAAAAACUCUAUUACAGUCCUAACUCCAACCCUAUGCCCUCUGAGAGGACCUUAAGCCGUUGGUUGCUUGCUUACAAUCAUUCAUGCAUUCUUAGCAAUCAGGUUAAAAAUCACCAUGUACCAUGUACUAUAAUAUAGAUAUUAAGACCAGAGCAAAUGUUGCGGGAGCAUUUGUCGUGUCACUGAUCAGAGCGGACCAGCGGAUGGAAUUAGAGGGGAGGGCGGGGACAAAUGGGGGACAGAGGGCGCUAUACGUAAUCCUGUUUGAUUGUCUUCUGGUAUUCUGGUGUAAAGAUUUGUAGAUCGAGUAUAACUACUCAUAAUUUGAACACCAAUUUAGGUGGACACUUCUACGCAAUAAUCUACUUAUUUACUUUUUUGCAAAUAUAUAUAUUUAUAUAUAUCGCAGUUAUUGUAUUUUUUUCAGUUAAAGGAGUGGAACGAAAUUUUCUUUAUUAUCCGUCCAAUCCGGCUGUUUUACAACUAAGAAUAAAAAUACAAUAUAUCAGUAUCACCCGCAAACCGUCAAAACAGCACUGUUGCUCCAUGUGAGAAUGUUUAAUUUGUAGUCUAGAUUCUGAUUUGCCGUCCAUCCCUCCCACUCCGCAACCCUCGACUUGGGACUGGAUCUUUUAAUACCGUUAAAUACGGACAAAUGCUUCACAAUAAUAUUGGUUAACCGUUAGUAUCGUACAUACAAUGCUUUUUCCUUAAAAGUCAAGUCUACCCCAGAAAAAUGUGGAUUUGAAUAAAUAGAGAAAAAUCAAACUAGCAUAACCGUUACGCUGAAAACUCCAUCAAAAUCGGAUGUAAAAUAAAAAAGUUAUGACAUUUUAAGGUUUCGCUUAUUUUUUGGAAACGGUAAUAUGCACUUGAGACAGAUAAUGAUCUUUUUAUUGUUUGAAAUAUAUAAUAUUCUUUUUUACAGAUUUGACAAUAACCAACUUGACUGAACCAUAUAUCAUUAAACAAUACUAAGUCCACAUUUUCAGGGACAAAUUGAUCGUUGUUUCACUUAGCAAUGAGAAGAAAAUUAGAAUAUUUCAUAUUUCUAAUAAUAAAAUACAAAAAGAUAGUGAGUGGAUGACAUCAUCAGUCUCCUCAUUUGCAUACCGAUCAGGGUGUGAACUGUUAGGUGAAAUUAAGCGAAGCUUAAAAAUGUCAUGACUUUAUUAUUAUACAUCCGAUAGUUUUGACUUGGGGUGGACUUGGCCUUUGAGGGUAAUGCAGUUUUAUUUAAAUAUCAUCAUAUUAUUGUCAUAAAUUAAAUCAUUCUGUACAUCUAUUGAUUAUCCUUAGUGACAAGUAUGCAUUCCAUUAUAAAAGGUACCUUCUAAUAUAUUAAAGAGGAAUAUCGCUCCCUGUCGAAAUGUCUAUUGAUAUUUGUCAAAAUAACAGAAAAAUGACAGUAUUGGUGAAGGUUUGAGGGAAAUCCAACAUAGAUUUAAAAAUUGGAAUUUCAAGUUUUUAUUUGUGACGUCAUAUGCGAGCAGCUUCCCCCAUAUGUCGUGUAUCAAAAUAUAUCAAUGAAAUGUCAUUUCCUAAAAGAACUUGAUAUUUUUUUCUUUUUUUCAAUCUUAGUAUAUCAACAGAUAAUCAUUUUACACUUGCUCUGGAAACAAAAUUAAUUUUGAUCAUUUUUAAACACUACAAAGUUGAAAUAUAUGCAUCUUAUAUUGGGUAACAUAUGGGGCAGCAUCUCGCAUAUAACAUGAUGUCAUAAAUCAAAAUCUUAACUUUCUUAAUCUUUGAUGGAAUUCUCUCAAACCUUCACAAGUAUGUGUUAUUCUUUUAUAAAAAAAACUGUUUAACAGUUAUUUAAGUCCUCCUUAAUACUACCAAUAUUCUAUCACAUUAUAGUUUUAUUUCAAAGAAGUUUUUUAGGCGAUAUAUGGUCAUAGGGAAGGAGUACGUAAUUUAUUGUUGACAUUGUUUAUAGUUAUAGUGCAAACUACAGGCCACUGGCAGCUUUUCGAUUGAUCAGCGAUCCGAUUUUGGAAUUUAAAAAAUGUUAAAUUUUUUAUGGUGAUGUUAAGACAUGGAAAACCUAAGUUGCAGCAAUGAAUAUCUAAUGCACUAAAUCAGUUAAUUCAAUUUUUAAGCUUUUGGUAGAAAAAUAUUGAAUAAACCUAAUUUCAUAUAAUAAAAUACAAAUAGCAAGUGGGGAUUUGACAUCAUCAAUUUGCUGAUUGAAUAUUCAUGAUGACAUGCAUAGAACUGCUUCACCGGAAUAAUGCAAAUAUUUAAAAUGCCAUAACUUUGUUAUUCCUUGUCCGAUUUUGAUCAAAUUUUCAGUGUUUUGAUUAUCUGAUUUUUCUCUAUCUGUUUUAAUCAUAUUAUUUUCAGCCCGGAGCAUCCUUUUAAAAGCUGAAAAUAAAUAGCCUAUUAUGGUGAGGAAAUCAGCAUUUUCAAAGAAAUACCAUAGGACAACACAUGAAACUUUUGAAAUCAGUAUUUUGCAUGAAACUAGUAUUAUUCUCAUUUUUUGUCUCACCUGCAUAGCAGAGUGAGACUAUAGGCGCCGCUUUUCCGACGGCGACGGCGACGGCGGCGUCAACACCAAAUCUUAACCUGAGGUUAAGUUUUUGAAAUGACAGCAUAACUUAGAAAGUAUAUGGACCUAGUUCAUGAAACUUGGCCAUAAGGUUAAUCAAGUAUUACUGAACAUCCUGCCUGAGUUUCAUGUCACAUGACCAAGGUCAAAGGUCAUUUAGGGUCAAUGAACUUAGACCAUGUUGGGGGAAUCAACAUCAAAAUCUUAACCUAAGGUUAAGUUUUUGAAAUGUCAUCAUAACUUAGAAAAUAUAUGGACCUAGUUCAUGAAACUUAUACAUAAGGUUAAUCAAGUAUCACUGAACAUCCUGCAUGAGUUUCACGUCACAUGACCAAGGUCAAAGGUCAUUUAUGGUCAAUGAACUUUGGCCGAAUUGGGGGUAUCUGUUGAAUUACCAUCAUAACUUUGAAAGUUUAUGGAUCUGAUUCAUGAAACUUGGACAUAAUAGUAAUCAAGUAUUACUGAACAUCCUGUGCAAGUUUCAGGUCACAUGAUCAAGGUCAAAGGUCAUUUAGGGUCAAUGAACUUUGGCCAAAUUGGGGUAUUUGUUGAAUUACAGCCAUAAUUUGAAAGUGUGUUAGUCUAGUUCAUAAAACUUGGACAUAAUAGUAAUCAAGUAUCACUGAACAUCCUGUGCGAGUUUCAGGUCACAUGAUCAAGGUCAAAGGUCAUGUAAGGUCAAAGAACUUUGGCCACGUUGGGGGUAUUUGUUGAAUUGCCAUCAUAUCUCUAUAAGUGUAUUGGUCUAGUUCAUAAAGCGUGGAAAUAAGAGUAACCAAGUAUCACUGAACAUCUUGUGCGAGUUAUAGUAGUUUUCAAAAUCAGCACUGCUGCUAUAUUGAAUCGCGUGAUGCAGGUGAGACGGCCAGAGGCAUUCCACUUGUUGUUACUGAUAAAUGAAAAUCAAUACUACUUGGUCACUCUACUUUGAACAGCAUUGUAAAUCACUUUUGCGUGAUAUUGAACAAUAAAGUUUUGUAUUCAAAUGAUGAUUUUAUGAAGAUGACCGGGAAAUCCUUAAAAAGGAAGAAAAAUCAAGACAUAUUCUGGUGGUAUGUGUACGUUAAGUUAAGAUAAAAUAAAAUUAAUUUACUAUGCAUCA
Lytechinus pictus (painted urchin) is the source of this 6847-nucleotide messenger RNA. Its product is annotated as zinc transporter ZIP10-like. Lineage: Eukaryota; Metazoa; Echinodermata; Echinoidea; Temnopleuroida; Toxopneustidae. The record is from RefSeq and is a predicted model, not a curated record. The transcript has 12 exons. Gene Ontology annotation, biological process: zinc ion import across plasma membrane; intracellular monoatomic cation homeostasis. Gene Ontology annotation, molecular function: zinc ion transmembrane transporter activity; monoatomic cation:bicarbonate symporter activity. Gene Ontology annotation, cellular component: plasma membrane. Bases 53 to 3049 code for a protein of 998 amino acids.